AUGGCCCUGGAGUACGCAGGAAGUGCCGACAACAGGCGGAAGGAGGGGCUGACAGCUGAUGUCGAGAUGCUACACACGCUCUACACGACGGCUCUGGUGGCGCAGAAGAGGAGAGAAGCCUUCCAGUGGAUCGCCCUCGCACUCGUCCUCGUCGCCUCCGCUUGCGUCGUGCUCUCGGCCCUGCUGGGCACCCACCCGACCGACUCGAUGGGGUGGUGGGUGGCCUCCCUGGGCCGAGGCUUCGUCCCCAUCCCCCUCCUGUGGGUCUGGUGGCGCAUCAUCGGCGCCGAGCUCUUCUACCCCUACCCGCUUCUGCCUGCCUUCACCAGCUCUGACGAGGUGGAGGUCUAG
Messenger RNA from Acanthamoeba castellanii str. Neff, 351 nucleotides. RefSeq lists its product as uncharacterized. Bases 1 to 351 code for a protein of 116 amino acids. Lineage: Eukaryota; Discosea; Longamoebia; Acanthamoebidae. The record is from RefSeq and is a predicted model, not a curated record. The transcript has a single exon.